AUGCGCACCUCCAGAGCGUCUAGAGACGCUAGCAAGCUCUUUGGCAGAGGAUCCCCUUCACCGCCGCGACGUACGACGCGCUCUUCCCUAGCCCGAUUCGCGUACGGAACGCCCUCGACCACGACGGACGACAAUGCGACACCCGACGUUGAAGAUGCGAUUCCCACGCCCGCGCGUAAACGUCGUCGUCUGACAGCGACAAGCACAGUCAAGACAUCACCAAGCUCCACUAGUGUCAAGGUGAAUGUUGAAGACGUGAAGGAGGAACAAGAGACCAAAUCGCCAGUCAAGCGCGCCAGGAAGCCUGCGAGGAAGACCACAGCCCCCAAUGGCGAGACGACGGUGUCCUCGCCGUCCGACUGGGAGGAGAUGUUCGAGGUAGUGCGUACGAUGCGCGCGCCGGGCGGUGCAGCUGCCAAUGCCGCCGUGGACACAAUGGGCUGCGAACGUCUGGCGGACACCAAUGCCUCGCCGCGCGACCAGAGGUUUCACACACUCAUUGCGCUCAUGCUGUCGAGCCAGACAAAGGACACGGUCAAUGCUGUGGCGAUGGCGCGACUCAAGACGGAGUUGCCGCCCUGGAAGGAGGGAGAGCCCUUUGGACUCAACUUGGAGAAUGUACUGGCCGUGGAACCGGACGUGCUGAACAAGAUGAUAUGGGCGGUGGGAUUUCACAACAACAAGACAAAGUACAUCAAGCAGACGGCCGAAAUUCUACGCGACAGAUUUGCUGGCGAUAUCCCCGACACGAUCGAAGGCUUGGUCUCCCUGCCCGGCGUGGGACCGAAAAUGGGCUAUCUCUGUCUCUCCGCGGCGUGGGAUCGCACCGAGGGCAUUGGCGUCGAUGUCCACGUCCACCGCAUCACGAACCUGUGGGGAUGGAACAAGACGAACAGCCCAGAGGCGACGCGCGCCAGCCUGGAGUCGUGGCUGCCUCAGAACAAGUGGCGCGACAUCAAUCACAUGCUCGUGGGCCUAGGCCAAACAAUCUGUCUCCCGCAAGGUCGUAAAUGCGGUGAAUGCGAUCUCGGGCUUCGAGGUCUGUGCAAGGCUGCCGAGCGCAAGAAGGUGGCUGAGGGCCGGAGGGUUAAGGAAGAGCGAUUGGAGCAGGAGGGAGACACCAUCAAGGUGGGAACCCAACUGAAGGAGGAAAUCGCCGUCAAAGAAGAGGUCGUUUGUGAGGAUGUCAAGAUCAAGCUGGAUGGGGAGGCGCCGGAUGCAACUUGA
This is a messenger RNA of Emericellopsis cladophorae, 1227 nucleotides long. RefSeq names its product Endonuclease III-like protein. Gene Ontology annotation, molecular function: DNA-(apurinic or apyrimidinic site) endonuclease activity; DNA binding; oxidized pyrimidine nucleobase lesion DNA N-glycosylase activity. The record is from RefSeq and is a predicted model, not a curated record. The transcript has 2 exons. The coding region runs from base 1 to 1227 and encodes 408 amino acids. Gene Ontology annotation, cellular component: nucleus. NCBI's taxonomy places the organism in Eukaryota, Fungi, Ascomycota, Sordariomycetes, Hypocreales, Bionectriaceae. Gene Ontology annotation, biological process: base-excision repair, AP site formation; base-excision repair; nucleotide-excision repair.